AUGAAUUCAGUUAUGUUAGUGGAGAAGGAUGACCUAGAGGAGUUAGAAGAGCCAUUUGACAGUGAUGAUAGCAUUGAAGAUAGAGACUAUGAUCCUGCACAAGACGAAGAAAAUGUAUUCGCACAACUAGCUAACACCUGGACAACUACACCAGCAGGAACUCAAAAAGAAGCAAGAAAUACGUGCUCUCGUAAAAACGGUUACAAGUGGAGUACUUUACCUAUAAAUGAUGGAGGUUGUAAAAUCGCAUCAAGAAAUAUUGUUUAUAUCCGACCAGGUCCAACAAAUUCAGCCAAAUAUGCCAUAGAGCCUAUAGAUACUUUCAAUUUAUUUUUCUCUGAUGAGAUUCUGGACGAAGUUUUUCUACGUACAAAUGAAAAAAUUGCAGAGCUACGAGUGAGAUACAAGACGAAAAAUGCUACUGUUUCAGAUACGACAUUGCCUGAACUGAAAGCGCUGUUGGGAGUAAACGCUUUUGUAAUAUACCACCACAAUGCAACUAAAAACAGACAGGAGCCAUUAUCCAGGCUAAAUUUUAUGCUGAAACUUCAUGAACAAUUAACAAAGCCGUGGCAACAAAUAAGGCUCCAAACAGUACCAACUUUAUCAAGAGGUCUAAAAGAGAGUCUUUCUACGCUCUUACAUUUGCCACGUGCAGAAGACCGCCGAGGGCCCCAAGGGAAAGGAAAACGGACUUACUGCAGCUUGUGCCCUACAGCAAAGAAACGAAUGACAACUACCAACUGUUAUAAGUGCGAGCGUGCCUUGUGUGGCGAGCAUCAAAUAAAAAUAUGUAUGGAAUGUGGACAGUGA
Acanthoscelides obtectus is the source of this 813-nucleotide messenger RNA. The record is from the annotation of a GenBank genome assembly. Lineage: Eukaryota; Metazoa; Arthropoda; Insecta; Coleoptera; Chrysomelidae.